Molecule: messenger RNA, 1090 nt
Organism: Psylliodes chrysocephalus
Lineage: Eukaryota; Metazoa; Arthropoda; Insecta; Coleoptera; Chrysomelidae
Source: the annotation of a GenBank genome assembly
AUGUCACAUUUUGGUGCACUAGCGGCGGCCAGUAGCCGGUAUGCAGCGCUAUGUGGAACACCAACGGAUCCAAGGACGCUGCCUUGGUACUGGGGAAGAAUACCUUCUCAGGUUCCUAAAGACCAAUCAAGUCCUAACGGAGGCUCAACGACUGAAGACCCUAGUCCACCUACUUCUCCUCGAGACAACCAACCCCAUUCGAACAACAACCAAGAAAGCCGGUCCUCAAGACCCUCCUCCCCAUCAGAUCAUCAACGUUCCCCUACUUCCAGCCCUAACAACUCAACCAUCAUCCCUUCCUCGCAUCCAGCGUUCCUUGAACAAAACUACCUUAGCAUACGAUCCAAAAGUCCCUAUAGAGAAAACGAUAAUUUGGUUAUAGAAGAAGAUAUAGAAGAUGAAGAGAGUGAUUACGAUAACGAUAAAGACAAGAAAACGAGUAAUUCUAGUUUGAGUCCGGGAAAUUCGUUGUCGAAUAAAAGAAAAAAGAAGACAAGAACAGUGUUUUCCCGGUCGCAAGUGUUUCAGUUGGAGAGUACGUUCGAUAUGAAGAGGUAUUUGUCCAGUUCGGAAAGAGCGGGAUUGGCUGCUAGUUUACAUCUUACAGAAACACAGGUAAAAAUAUGGUUUCAAAAUCGACGAAACAAAUGGAAAAGACAACUGGCCGCCGAAUUAGAAGCAGCCAAUAUGGCCCAUGCAGCUCAAAGGCUGGUCAGAGUUCCGAUCCUCUACCACGAAUCCGCUAACUCUUCCAUAAGGCAUCCUUUCGAACAAAAUCAUCCACUAAGUCUCCAUCACCCUCUCGACAAUCGAGACAAUGGUAGCACUGGAAGCGCUUCCGUAGUUUCGAGUCCCGGGUAUCCCAGUAGUUUGUAUUACCACCACCAGGCAGCUGUCGCUGCGGCUGUUCAUAGUUUACCUUCUAGUCCUGUCAGUAGGCCGCCUAUGUCUGGUUUAGUAUGAAUGUAAGAGAAAGAUAGUUGACUUGUUUGUGAUAAUUUGGGAUAUAUUAACGAAUGUGUAAUUUAUUAAAAAAUUGUUGUUUUAAACUAUAAAAAAUAUGGGAAAUAAUUCCAAACUCAAAUGCGAC